AUGUAUAUAUUUACUGACCCGUUUAUAUCUCGAUUAUAUAUAGUGGUGGUUGUACCUGAAUGUUCUCCUGAUUUGAAGCUCGUCGUCGGUCAGAAAUUCCAAUCCCUAAAUUUCGCUUUUGCUUUUUACGAUGUAUAUGCCCGCGCUGUUGGUUUUGAUACUCGCAAACAAGGGAUGCGGAAGGCGGACGAUGUCACAACCUGGUAUUAUGUUGUAUGCAAUAGGGAAGGCCAGAAAAAGUCGAAUAAGGAUGACCAAUUGAAUGCACUGUCUGGUUUUUCUAUGAAGCGCAGACGGUUAUCCAAGCGUUGUGGUUGUAAAGCUGGUAUUUUGUUCAAGUUCUUCGCCGAAGGAGGAUUAGCAGGUUAUAUUAUUCAGGAGUUCAACGAGGCUCAUAACUAUUAUAUGGUUAAGUCAGAGCAUCAGCAAUUUAUGGCGAUUAAUCAAAAGUUGGAUGAUGUACAUCACAAAUUCAUUCUUGACUGUUCCAAGGCUAAUAUAGGCACCGCACUUACCUUUAAGGUGUUGAAGGAAAUUCUUGGAGGGUUUGACCUUGUCGGUUGCACUGCCGGGGAUAUCAGGAAUGCUUCUCGAGACAUUAAAGCAUACGCUCAUGGAUUCGAUGUGCAAAUGGAGUUGGGUGAUAUGGCUAAGAAGAAGGAAAUGUCUGAGGCGUUCACAUAUCAUUACGAAGUUAAUGCUACCAACCAGUUGGUUGCUCUCUUUUGGUGUGACGGUUUGAUGAAUAGGAAUUACCACAUAUUUGGUGAUACUGUGGCCUUUGACUCCACGUACAACACAAAUAGGUAUUAUAUGAUCUUCACUCCUUUCACGGGAAAUGACAAUCAUGGAAGGCCUGUAACCUUCGCCACCGGAUUGGUAUGCAACGAGAAAACAGGGGCAUUUGCUUGGUUGUUCAGACAUUUCGUUGAAUGUAUGGGUGUAGCACCCAAGAUGAUCGUGACAGAUAAAGACUUGGGCAUGAGAUCAGCUAUUGAAGAGAUUCUUGUUGGCACUCGACACCGAUGGUUGCUGAGGGACGAAGAUUUCAAGAAGGAGUUCAAUGCCUGCGAUUGGUCGGACCUGCUCGAACCUGACGAAUUUGAAGAGGAGUGGAAUAGUGUGAGAUUUUCCGAAUCGGAGAACAGCUUCUACAAAAAAUUUUUGAAGCCCCGAGCUAACAUUGCCGAAUUCUACUUGAAUUUCAACCAUGCCGUAGAAUUCCAGCGGAACAGUGGAACAACGUUGGACUACCACGAUGCCACUGCCCUGCCCAUAUUGGCCAAUGCUUUGCCAUUCGAGAAACAUGCUUCCACGCUGUACACCGAUAGUAUGUUCAAGAAAAUACAGGAAAAAAUUGUUGAGGGUAAUGACAGAUGCCGCGUGCUUGGAUUUUCAUCUACAGACAUGGUUGACACCUACGAGCUUGAGGACAACAAUCACAAUUCGUAUUUUGUGCGUCACCAUAAGACUGAUGACUCAUACUCGUGCGAAUGCAAACUUUUCGGUAGGCAGGGUUAUUUGUGCAGCCAUAUCUUUUUUUUGUUCCGGAACAAUGAAGUGAAAAAAAUCCCAGAUAAAUACUGCGAGAGUAGAUGGAUGAAGACUCCAUUAGCCAAGGCAGUACAUGGGGAGUUUGUUGAUGCCCUGCCUAACAGGUCCAUCGUUGACGAUAGGCAAACUGUUUCAAAGCAAGCGAUUUCGAUGUUAUAUGGUGGUGUGGAAGAACUUGGUAAUUUUCUUCAAGCUGGAACUCCGACAACAUCCGCCUCUGAAAAAAAGCUGAUGAUUGAAGAGUUUUAUGGUAUGGUAAGGCCUGAAGUAGUUGAGGUCCAUCCUCCGCAUGUCGUGAAGACUAAGGGCCACGCUAGCAGCUCAGCGAGCCGUCUGAUUUCCAAGAGAGAAAAGGCUAUAAAGGAUGCUACUAGGCCUCUUAGACGGUGUAAGGCGUGCGAUGAGAUGGGCCAUCACGACUCUCGAAAUUGUCCAAUGCUUAACGAGAUAGUGAUGGAGAAAGAGAUGCGGAAGGGCAAGAGGCUAGCUUGA
Messenger RNA from Salvia splendens (bonfire salvia), 2046 nucleotides. RefSeq names its product protein FAR1-RELATED SEQUENCE 5-like. The record is from RefSeq and is a predicted model, not a curated record. Bases 1 to 2046 code for a protein of 681 amino acids. The transcript has 5 exons. Gene Ontology annotation, molecular function: zinc ion binding. Lineage: Eukaryota; Viridiplantae; Streptophyta; Magnoliopsida; Lamiales; Lamiaceae.